Notodromas monacha is the source of this 3178-nucleotide messenger RNA. The record is from the annotation of a GenBank genome assembly. NCBI's taxonomy places the organism in Eukaryota, Metazoa, Arthropoda, Ostracoda, Podocopida, Cyprididae.
AUGGCAAGCAGUAAACCGAGAAGUUUGCAGUGGAAACGUGAGAAAGCUUGGGUAUCUUAUUUGGUUGUGUCGGUGUUGACGUUUGCCGUGGUGCCGAGUUUCAAGAGCUGGCUGACGUUCCACUACCCGUGUGUCGAAGCUCCGGAUGAAAUUCUAUUUCUGCCGGUUCUCUACCCUUUCAAGCUGUCGCAUCAUUCAGAGGAGAGGAUGUUGUGCGGACAGGCGUACGUGAGGUAUCGUCUGCGCGGUCGGGACUUGUCGGCCGAGUGUCGGUUCUUCGUCGCCGUCGGCGUCAUCACGAUGCUCUGGUCUCUGGCUUGCAUUUUCACCGACGGGCUGGUGUUGAAGAGUCAUCGGGAGUCCAAGUCUCACGUGAUGACGGAGUUGGUUGCGGGGAUUUUAUUGGUCUUGCUAUGGAUGCUGGCCACAAUUCCCUGGACGAUUGCUGUGACCGCCUUGUUGAAAGAUGUGCAUUCCGACGGGUAUUUAUCUGCGAGAAACUGGGAUGGGCGUUUUCACAACGAGAAAGUGCGUAGUUUGGCAAACGGUGGAUUCCUGGGCCUCACUGUGUCCGUGUUCCUUGGAUUCUUGAACGUGUUGUGUUGGGCCGAGCUGGUUUGGCACGAGGUGAAAGAACUGAAAGUCUUGAGGAGCAAGGAGAUGGAGGAUGACGAGUCUAUAGAAAUGGCGAGGAAUCCGUGUGCCGGGAUGGCAAAACUCGUUUCCGUGGUUCGUGAUGAAAAUUGUUUCCAGUUCGAUCGACGCCAGCUGCCCUUGCGCAUCGACGACAACUUGAUGAUGAUCAUGCAAGUGAAAGACUCGAGCAUAACGAGUUGUGCUGCGUGCGACCGCGCCGUGGUGAAGCCGAAGGACGUGGACAAGUUCCUCGCCAAGUACGAGAAGCUGAAUGCGAAAGAGCUGGAAGCUGCCUUGAAGGUGUCGAGUCACGAUUUGUUUCGGCAAUUGGCGGCGUCGGUGCCGUGUGUUGGGUGCAGGAGAAGUGUGGAACGGCUGUUUACCGACCUUCGGGAGAGCGGGUACCCUGCCCUCGAGCCCGUGGUCGUGACCAAUGAUGCUUGUGUGGUGCUCUCGUCGGAGUUCCUGUGCGCAGGAAAAUCCCUUGCCUCGCUUUUCCAAGUUCACGGCUCAAAGCUUGGUACUAUUUUGAAGGGGCUUCUCAGGUCGAAGAAGACGCAGCGUUGCGUCCUGCACUCGUUGGACGUCCAGCGAGCCCGACCCCUCAACAACUGGCUUGAGGUGUGGGACUCGAUGAGUCGCGAGUGCAGAGACGCAGUGGUGCAAAUCCAGGCCGAGAUGCUGCAGGAGACGUUGGAGGCGUAUUUGCGGAAGCACCGGUUUUGCCUCGAGUGCCGGUCGAAGGUGUUGCGAGCCUACAGCAUUUUGGUGGGUGACGCGGAUCCGUCCAAAGAAAAGGGCUACUUGCCGUCUCUGUACGAGGGGAUCCGCAUCUGCCCGCCGCCCGAUAAACACAUCCACGUUCAGGCCUCGCCCGAGUUCAUAGACGCUCUGAUUGCUCGGGCGGAACCGGAACUCAUGGGGAACAAUUUGGAGACGGGUCGAAGAGAGAGACAUGCCAAAACAAUCGAAAUUGCUCAGGAAGAGGUUCUGACAUGCUUGGGAAUUUGUCUUUACGAGAGGUUGCACAAAAUUCAGCAAAGAACCUGCGAAGAGGAGCUCACUUGGGAGCUUCUCUUUUGCAUCUCUCUGGAGGUUCUCCAGAAAAACUUCGAAUUGGCAGUUGAGAAGAAGUUGGGGAUUAGUCAGCUGGAGCUCAUCUGCCAAGAGAUGGAGCGAGAAGAACAGGAGAAGCAGCAGCGGAAAGAGCAGAAGCGCCUGCGGAAAAAGCAAAAGAAGCAGUUGCGCGAGAAGAAACCCAACGAAUGCUCCACUGGUGACGCCAGUGUCGAGGCGUCCGCUUCGCCGUCUCCAGCUUCCUCCGUCUCCAACAGCCCUCAAACCACUUUGAAGGCGAAAAAAGUGGAGGAAGAAGGGGAAUCCGUUGUUCUAACCGCCAUUACGACGCCUGUGAUCCGGCGACGAAGUGACGGAAGUAUCACAGCGAUGGACCCCCCCAAUUGUGUGCUAGUUACUGGCUUUGAUCAUCCCGACGACGAAGACUUUGAACCCGUCAAGUCCCGGAAAACCCGCCAACAGCAUGCGAAGAAACAGGCCAAGAAUCAACCGAAAUCGCCGCGGGCGGAAAGCCUGACGUCGACAACGCGUCGGAAGCGAGGAAACCGCGGGCGACGCGGGGGCGCCUCGCGUUCGUCGGCAACAUGGAACGACCAGAAACGCGACGCGUCGACGGCAGUGGUGCACGACGGCAGUUGGGCACACGUGACAGCUGCGUCGGCAACCAAAGCAAGAACGAUUGUGACUGUCGCUGGCCCGGAAAGCGUGGUUGACCGCAAAGACCUCGUGUCGGUGCCGCCAAAGGACGACUUCGACUGCUGCUCCUCCUGCAUCUCCAGCGCGUGUAGCAACGACAUUGGCUCGUCUGAGGGCUCGGACGCCUGCUCGGAAGGAUUCUGCAAUCAUAAAAAAGACGAAUUGGAAGAAAACGAAGAGCUUGAAGACGAGAAGCCGGAUUUCGAAGACGCGUCGUUGACAGCAACUGGAAACGAGGAGGUUGUGUUUGCAACGUUACCGAAGCAGAACGUGAUGGAUACUUUGCCUCUGCCCAAGCAACACUGUCCGAUGCCCGGCUACUUGUCGCUUCUAGACCAAAUAGACGACGACGAUGGCGAAGACUUUUCAGACGCGGGAGAGUCUUUGAUUCCGCCGGACGAAAUCAGGAGCUUUGAACGGCUGGUCGGCGGCAAAGUCGAGGAGAAGCGCGCCAAACUGCGGGAGGACCUGAAGAAGCAGUUUGCUCGCUUGUGCGGCGUCAGCGACGUGGACGCCUUCCGAAAAGCCGCCCCGCCGUUUUAGUGUAUUCCAGGCGGACGUUAAUCCCGAAACACGACGUCUUGACCAUGAAAGAAAAGCGGGGUCAAGAAGAAAAGCAUGAAUACGCGGGAGGAAAGCAAACAAACGAAACAAAAGAAAAAAGUUAUGAAGUUUUUAUGAGACAGUAAGCAAUCGUAAAAGGAAAAAGGUAGAUGUGGACGGAGGAGGAGGAGUCUUUCGUGAUCUAGUGUAUUGUUUGGGAGGGGGA